Molecule: messenger RNA, 636 nt
Organism: Menidia menidia (Atlantic silverside)
Lineage: Eukaryota; Metazoa; Chordata; Actinopteri; Atheriniformes; Atherinopsidae
Source: the annotation of a GenBank genome assembly
UACAUUUCAUUUAGAUUAAUUGACACAUAAAUUAUAUGCCAUGCUGGUCAUCUUGAGUUUACAAAUGUUGACAUACAGUGAGAUACAAUUUCAUGUUGCCAUGACUUGAAGUUUCAGGUGCAACAGGUAGGAGGAUCACUCUUGAGGGCCGUGUAAUCUCUGAGGGCAUCACACCCACAUUUGUAACAGGACUUGCUGCUGUGUUUGCAAUCUACUACAUAUUCAACCUUCAGUAGAAAGAUGAGGCAGCCAGUAUUUUGGAAUUCAUUCAGAGUGCUCACGUUGAAUACACCAGAGACUGAAAAUGUGGCAGAUGCAGACGAUGCCUUCAGUUGCACAGAUUGCAGAAGCCUUGAAGACAGUCUUCAACUGAGCAUCAAAGAGAUCAAGGAAAGGUGGUCUGCCCUGUUUGACGUGCCACAGAUCAACACUGAGUUCCAUCGAACUGUCACUGUAAAUCUUGAGGCCAAAUUCAUGUUCAUGUUGGACCACUACACUCCUAAACUGCUUGGUAUCUUUCAAGCCAAGAAAGGUGCUGCUGGACAGAGGCAUCGUGCAGAGAUGAAUAUUCGACUCCAGUAGGGGGCUCGUGCUCCUCUUCCUCAUCCAAUACAGAGAGUGAAGAAGAGCCACGUG